Molecule: messenger RNA, 376 nt
Organism: Paramecium octaurelia
Lineage: Eukaryota; Ciliophora; Oligohymenophorea; Peniculida; Parameciidae
Source: the annotation of a GenBank genome assembly
UCGAGAUGGAUCUACACUAUGCCUAGCCAGAAAUGAGAUGUGUAAUCUGCUUAAACUUGAUGUCUAAUUAAGUAGGAUCAGAAUUCUUAAUUGUUAGGUAUUUUUGGAUUAAUGCAAUCACUCCUUCUGUUUUGAAUGUAUUCGAAAGUGGUCUGAAAAAAAUCACUAAUGUCCAUAUUGCAGAACAAUGUUUUCAAGUUUUCAUUAAAAAAAUGUUGAAUCGAAAAUGAUGUAAAUUCUAUUUAAUCAUAAUAGCAUUAAAAGAUUUGAAGCUUCAACAAUAGUCAAUAAUACAGAAGAUAAACGUCUCAUGGCUUUGGCUGAUUUAGAUAAUACUUACUACGAUUUGAUUUUACAACAAAUUGAUUCUAUAUGA